UCUUGUUCUGGAAGUCUGAGGACGGGACGCGGACGGCGCUGGUCGGGUACCGGUCGGCGGUCUGUCGUUAUGACGGGCUCCGGUCCGAAGCUCGGGGUGCUUCUGCUGCUGGCGGUUCUGCUGCAGACUGUGGUCGUCACCAUCACCGUGCUGCACUUCACCACGGCUCUUAAUUCGAUGAAGGAGACGUUUGCCAGGAGCAGCGUUUCCUGCCUGACGGGCGCCGACCUGCAGAGCGUCACAGCUGUACGAGGAGAUCCAUGCUGGCAGGUCACCCAGCAGCUUCACCUGCUCAUCGAGAAGUCUCUGUCUCAUCGUUACCAGAAGCAGAUCUCGUCUGUAGUCAGAGAUGAAGUCUCCCGGGUGUUGCCCUCGCUUGUGAUGGUGGACAGGGCUUCACCUCGCCCCAAAGUGGCCGCCCACGUCACUGGCAGCUUCGUGCCCAAGCUGGAGCAAAACGGAGGAGCUCCGGUCUCAGCCGGGCGUCGUGUCCAGGGCCAGAAGAUCUCGUGGUGGGAGGGCCAGAAGGGGCUGGCCUUCCUGCAGGACGUGCAGCUGGUGGACGGGGAGCUGGUGGUGCCGCAGCCCGGCCUCUACUACGUCUACGCCCAGACCUACUUCAGACACACUCACGCCCUGCAGGAGGACGGCGAGGACGGCGAGGAGGCCGAGGACAGAGGCAGGCCGCUGCUGCAGUACGUCUAUAAAAAGGUGAGCUCCUACCCGGUUCCCAUCUUGCUGAUGAAGACGAGCCGGACCUCCUGCUGGUCCCGGGGCUCCCAGUUCUCUCUGCACUCCGCCCACCAGGGGGGGCUGUUCCCGCUCAGCACCGGCGACCGCCUGUUCGUCACGGUAACCAACGCGUCGGCCGUGGACAUGGACGAGAAGAGCAGCUUCUUCGGGGCGUUUCUCAUCAGCUAGGGCCUCGGGAACGAGCCGCCGGGCCUCGUAAAAAAGGGAAACCAAACGAAAAACUGCAACAGUGAGUCACGAAGAAGUUUCUCUAUGAUCACUGAACAACUGGUGGAAAGACACUGAUGAGUGGGAGCCAAUCAAUCAGCAGAUAUUUGUUAAAGUUCAACCUGAGAUUACACUUUUUGCUGCACAAACAUUGACUUCGACACAGACUUCUGGGGUUUUUUCUGCACUGAUGUGAUUUAACGGAGUAUAUUCUCUCCUUUUUCCUCCAGGCUUUUUUUUUGUUGUUACCACAGUGAAUCCUUGAAGCAGUUAUGAACAAAAAAAACACCAAAAUUACAGGCGUCAGUUGGGUUGGAUACUAAAACCUCAAGCUCUAGUUCAUCCUGUGUUCAAGGUUCAAUACGGGCGCUGGUUUUACAUAUAUUGGAGCUUUUUUGUGAUUGUUAGUUUGCUCUACAGUCAUGGAAAAAAAUGUGUUCAUUUUAAUUCCUGGUACAACUAAAGGUACACUGUAAAAAAACGAUUUUGCU
This is a messenger RNA of Centropristis striata (black sea bass), 1451 nucleotides long. RefSeq names its product TNF superfamily member 10 (gene tnfsf10). Gene Ontology annotation, biological process: immune response. The transcript is spliced from 6 exons. Bases 70 to 921 code for a protein of 283 amino acids. Gene Ontology annotation, molecular function: tumor necrosis factor receptor binding. Lineage: Eukaryota; Metazoa; Chordata; Actinopteri; Perciformes; Serranidae. Gene Ontology annotation, cellular component: membrane. The record is from RefSeq and is a predicted model, not a curated record.